ACAACUACAACUACAACUACAACUACAAUACAAUUGCAGCUACAACCACAAAUACCCAACGCCACCGUCAUACGUUUAAUAAAUCGUUCGCCUGUCAGAAAAUACCCAACUCAAACCUAUACAUAAGAACGAGAAACCCGACGUUUAAAUUAGCGACAAUCUCCAAGUCAUAAGCAUUGUCUUUUUCUUCACCCCUCCUGCUGCCCAGCAUGUUUCGGGGAACAGCAGUCGGACCUUAUGACGAAGUGAUCGCUAAGGCGACCGAUGAGAAUCUCACAUCGGAGGAUUGGGGGGCCAUUAUAGAGGUCUGCGACAAAGUAGGGAGCGAUCCAAAUGGCCCCAACCAAGCAGUUCAGAGUUUAAUCAAACGUCUGGCGCAUCGCAACGCGAAUGUCCAGCUCUACACCCUCGAGCUCGCAAAUGCGCUCUCCCAGAACUGCGGCAAGAAUAUGCACCGAGAGCUUGCCAGCCGCGCCUUUACCGAUGCCUUACUUAAGCUUGCCAACGAUCGUAAUACCCACCAACAAGUCAAGGUGAAGAUCCUCGAAAGGAUGAAGGAGUGGUCCGAUAUGUUUAGCAAGGAUGCCGACCUCGGGAUUAUGUACGAUGCCUACUACCGCCUUAAGCAGAGUAAUCCGACAUUGCAGCCACCCUCAGCCCCGCAGAAGACCGGUCUUACCGAUUUAGAUCGUCAGAAGGAGGAGGAAGAGCUACAGAUAGCACUAAAGCUAUCGUUACAAGAAGAAGAGAGGAAAAAGGGCACGCAACCUACAUCUUCCGUCGCAGGACCUAGCUCUAGCGCAGGACCGAGUACAGCGGUUGCUCCGGUGGAAUCAGUGCCUUCCCAUCCCACAGGCACGACAGCUGCCACCGUAUCGCGAGUCCGCGCCCUCUACGAUUUUGCGCCAUCUGAGCCCGGCGAACUAGAGUUCAAGAAGGGAGAUAUUAUAGCAGUUUUGGAGUCCGUCUAUAAAGAUUGGUGGCGAGGCUCGUUAAAAGGCAGGACCGGUAUUUUCCCUUUGAACUACGUCGAAAAGCUUGCCGACCCGACCCCUGAUGAACUCCAUCGCGAGGCGCAAAUGGAGGCCGAGGUGUUUGCCGAAAUCAAGAACGUGGAGAAGCUUCUCACAUUGUUGAGUACCUCUAAUGCAUCGCCGAGGGAAGAGGACAAUGAGGAGAUAUCGAAACUAUAUCACCAAACACUCGCCAUUAGACCUAAACUAAUCAAGUUAAUUGAGAAGUAUUCUCAGAAGAAAGAAGACUUCACGCAACUCAAUGAAAAAUUCAUCAAGGCCAGAAGAGAUUACGAGUCACUUUUAGAAUCUUCAAUGUCCCACCCGCCCCAACCAAAUUACCACCAGUACGCACCGCGACCGCUCAUGCCACACGGGUACGGGGUUCCGGGAGGUCCGGGAGGUCCGGGAGGUCCGGGAGGUCCAGGAGGCCCAGGUCCUGGUUCGAGCUUCGCUCCUCAGGGACCGCCGCCUAGCCAGCAGGAGCCCCAACGAUUUUACACACCUGGUCCUCAAGGACCCCCUCCGCAAGAACAGAACCGAUAUCAGGCUACGUCGCCGCCUCCUAAUUUCCAGCGGCUAACGCCAGCACCUGCUCCCUUCUAUCUUCAAGGCGCAGAAGUGCCCGCUCAAGCAAACCAACAGCCACCUCAGCAAUAUCCGCCAAGAGAUCAGCCCUCGCGGAUAGCUGCAGGGAAACAGCCUGCUCCUUUGCAAACAUCUUCUCCGCCACCUCAAGCUUACCAGGCGUACUCUCAGCCUGCUCAAGCAGAACAGCGGCCUCAGAGUACUUACGGCAAUCCUCAAGAAUUAGCCACGUCGGCCUACGACUCCCCGAUUGCGGCCACCCAUAAUCCUAGUCGACCCGAUCCCUAUUCCGCAUCAGUCUACUCCCAGGAGGACCCUUAUGCCACAAGCCCAACAGCUACCGCACCUUCUGCACCUUCAGCUCCUGUUCCUUCAGCCCCGCCGGGGCCAAGUCAGGGAGUUCCAACCCCUCUAGCUAUCGCAUCUCACCCUUCAGCGCCUUCCCAACCGCAAUAUUCGGCAUAUAACCCUAAUGUCCAGCGCCAGGACUCGUAUGAUGCUCCCUCGCAAAUCCCCCCUCAACCGACCGGGUCUGCACCUCCGAUCCCACAGGGGGUCCAGCCACCGUCGAGCGUGAUGACACCUCAGCCUCUCCAACCGGGUGGCCUAGUAUUCGACGCCCGGCACUCGCUCCCAAGCCAGACUCCACUGGGCCAACCGCAACAGCCACAAUACAAAGCCUAUGUACCCCCGGGGAACGAGUCUAGUGCACCGCAAGACUUCUAUAGGCAAAACGCGGCGUACUAACUUUGAGCGGAAAUGAUAGUAGUAGUACACAUGGAUGGAAGCUCAGCAAGAUUUAAAUAUUGUGCUAAGAGCUUUGGUUUGGUCUUCUUGUCAUAAGGUGCAUUUCUGGGAGGUUUUAGUAACUAGUUGAGGUUGAUUCCCCUGUUCAUUCCAUAGUCUUCAUAAAUUCUACGGAAGUAUACUAUUAGAUAAUGGAUGUAAUAUCAGGAGUGAUUUUAUAUGUUACUUUUAUGGUAAUUGUGAUGGUAGCUGUGAAUGUAUUUCCAAUGAAGCGUAGCUUAGGAGAUAAAAGGAAGCUUGAGGGUUAGUUUAUUCUGCAUAUAGGAUUGUGUUGAGGACCCAAACCUACGUAAGGUGACCAAUGUAAUUUAUAUAACCAAUACCCUCGGUUUGGCUUGGGAAUGCUUGAAGUAAAAAUCGAACCACGCUAAUUUCCUGGUAUAUUACCAACAGU
Daldinia decipiens is the source of this 2802-nucleotide messenger RNA. RefSeq lists its product as uncharacterized. The transcript is spliced from 6 exons. Gene Ontology annotation, biological process: protein transport to vacuole involved in ubiquitin-dependent protein catabolic process via the multivesicular body sorting pathway. The record is from RefSeq and is a predicted model, not a curated record. Gene Ontology annotation, cellular component: ESCRT-0 complex. Bases 210 to 2348 code for a protein of 712 amino acids. NCBI's taxonomy places the organism in Eukaryota, Fungi, Ascomycota, Sordariomycetes, Xylariales, Hypoxylaceae. Gene Ontology annotation, molecular function: ubiquitin binding; phosphatidylinositol binding.